AUGGUUGUUUAUGUUGAGAAUGGAGAGUUGCACAACGACUGGGAGGCUUUCCUGAACCACGAGUACGAUCCGAACGAACACAUUUCCUGUCGUCUGCUGCAUUAUUUCUACCUUGGCGGAGUCCUACAGGGAAUAGCCGAGGCUGCCGAACUGCCGCGUGUUGGUCUUGUAAAGGGUGGCCCCAGCCAGUACCAGGACCGUUCAAGUAACCAGCCUGGAUAUCAUGCAGCACACGUCGUUCGUGUCGGCGAAAUCAAACUAAAACUGGGCGUUGAAUAUACUGAGCUGUUCGAAGCGCUGAUGAUUUACAUUGGUCACACGCAAAAAGUGAAGGCGGAAGUUAACGUUUGGUACGUUAUCGGCGGUGAGAUCGAUCGCUUCCAGUCGUCCAAAUUGACUGCGCUUGGGGAGAUCGAUUUCAGAGUGAAAAAUAACGCUAAUGAGUACCGAAAGGUGGAGGGAUUGCUCAAGAAGUUCAACGAAACAAUAAUUCCUUACCUUAUGAACCCAGAAGAUAAUAACGUCAUAUCAGUCCGGCGACCACUCCAGCACGACUGGUUUGAGAAGUAUCCUUUCACAGCCGCUAAAUUGUACCAAGAGGGUCAUGAUGGCUAUCGCAAUGUGGUGGAUGGGGUUUUCCAAGAGUAUUAUAAAAUACUCAAAAGUGGCGAUAAAACCAACUAA
Anopheles aquasalis is the source of this 684-nucleotide messenger RNA. RefSeq lists its product as uncharacterized. The record is from RefSeq and is a predicted model, not a curated record. NCBI's taxonomy places the organism in Eukaryota, Metazoa, Arthropoda, Insecta, Diptera, Culicidae.